Molecule: messenger RNA, 635 nt
Organism: Theobroma umbraticum
Lineage: Eukaryota; Viridiplantae; Streptophyta; Magnoliopsida; Malvales; Malvaceae
Source: RefSeq, a predicted model, not a curated record
GAUAUAUCAUUUACUGAUUUUGCUUUCACAUGAUUUUUUGUAUAGGCCAUUGAACAAGGAGGUGGAAAUGCUCAAAAACAGAUAUCUAACCUUUUUCCUAAUUCUCAAAUGAUGGGAAAUUGCUCUUGUACUACUAUAUGCACUACCAAGGGUACGACUGUUUCAUCUUCUUCCUGUCAAGGUGAUGCAAACAGGAUAUUUCGGGGGAAUAGCAAGCAUGAAGGAGCUGAAACCACCAUGAGGACUGGUGGUGGUAGUUGGAAGGAAGGGACCGAUAACUUGAUGGUAGGAUCACCCAGACUUGCUUGUCCUAAAGGCUGCGGCGGUUACCAGGACGAGCGUGAAGAUGAUGAGGAAUAUUCAUCUGGCCCUAUUAAGAAGAAAGUUAAGACAAGGAAAUUAAGCAGCAUUUAUGCUGACAGCAGAAGCCUAAUGCCUAGCUCUUUAAAGGUGAAUGAGAGUAAGGAAGCAGAUGGGAAGUCAGCAGGUGAAGACUGAAGGGCUCAAUGAGUGAAGAUAUACAUCCUCGAGGUUAAGAUGAAUUAAGCUUCAAAAACUAUAGCAGUAAUUUGAUGAUAUACAUAGUAAAUGCUAAACGCAGCCUGCAUUAAGCAAACUUGACUUAAUAAUUAUCU